Botrytis fragariae is the source of this 4680-nucleotide messenger RNA. RefSeq names its product putative c6 zinc finger domain protein. Gene Ontology annotation, biological process: DNA-templated transcription; regulation of DNA-templated transcription. The record is from RefSeq and is a predicted model, not a curated record. The coding region runs from base 1 to 4680 and encodes 1559 amino acids. NCBI's taxonomy places the organism in Eukaryota, Fungi, Ascomycota, Leotiomycetes, Helotiales, Sclerotiniaceae. Gene Ontology annotation, molecular function: zinc ion binding; DNA-binding transcription factor activity, RNA polymerase II-specific; DNA binding. The transcript has 7 exons.
AUGUCGGUUCGACCAGCUUCAGUAGCUCUAGCCGAAGAUGAAAAUCGUAGGAAACGCGUUAGAAAAGGAACUAAAAGUUGUUGGGAAUGCAAAAGAAGAAAAGUCAAGUGUCAACUGAGUUCUGAGAACGUUAGUGUUUGUUCUGGUUGCUUAUCACGUGGAACGACUUGUAUAAGUCAAGAAUAUCCAGAAGAACAUGAUUCUUCAGGCGGUCCUCAGCUUGGUGAACGCCUCGGUCGUAUAGAGCUUGUUCUCGAAAGAUUGAUGUCUAAAAUGGAACAGUAUGAAGAGCAAGACAAUGCGACUAAGAUCCAUACUCCGGAAAGCAUGGGUACUGGUGAUGUUCUUGCACCAUUUGUAAACACCGCCUCAAAUGGAUACGACAGUGCUACAACUGUACCUAUUCUUUCCCUUUUUGAUAAUCCUGUUCUAGGUCGCCGAGAAAAGGAAAGCCAAUCCGAGAUCACAACCCCAAAAUCUCAACCAAGUGGCGAAAAGACAACCACUAAGCAAUGUUGCAUACCAACAAAGAUUGAAAGGAUCAAAGAUGUUCUAAUGGAACUUCUUCCAUCACAGGAAGCCACGAACAUACUCUGCUCUUUCUCUGAUUGCUGGCUAUUGAUACAUUCUUUGACAAACCACUCAGCUCAUAUUAUGCUAGAGCCAUCAGCAUUUAAUCCGAAUCAUUCAUUCAAUGUUCCCAGCAUCGCAAAAGAAAGUCCCGCAAUGAUAGCACAAAUACUUCUCUACAUGGCUGUAUGCUUACAGCAAGUACCUCAUGGAUACGACGCAAGCCAAUUAGGAAUCACCACUAGUAUCGAAGCUCGAGUAGAUAAGAUCAUAUCGACAGUGUCAGGGCUCGUGACUUCAGAUGACGAACUUGUAGCUUCUGUUCAAGGACUGGAAUGUUUAGUACUCCAAGGAUUGUUUCAUAUGAAUGCGGGGAAUUUACGUCGCGCAUGGCUUACAUUCCGUCGAGCUAUGAAUAUCGGUCAGCUUAUGGGUUUACAUAAACGCGAAGAGCUUAGUACUACACCUUUGCCACCUGGUGGAGUCAAUCUUUGGAGAAGCUUGAUGCAGGCAGACAGAUAUUUGAGUUUACUUUUAGGCAUGCCUGCUGGAGCGGAGGAUAGUGUGAUCUUAUCUCACGAGACUUUUAGCAAUCCUAACAUUGAUCAUGACAUUCUAUUCAUCAGGAAACUUACAAAUUUGGCUGGAGGGAUUAUUGAGAGAAAUCAAUCCGACUAUAUUCAUGCAUUUGCCAGUACUCAAGACCUUGAUGAGAAACUCGAAAAUAUUGGUAGGGGAAUGCCUGCAUCUUGGUGGGAAGUGCCAAGUUAUAUCGAGACCAUCAGUAAAGAUCCGAACUCCGCCUCAAAAUUUGAUCGAAUCAUGUCACAAAUCUACUACUUUCAACUGGAAUCAUUUUUACACUUACCAUUUAUGGUUCGAGCUGCUACCGAGCGUCGUUACGAAUAUAGUAAAUUUACCUGUCUCAAAUCAUCUCGAGAAAUCAUAUCCCGCUAUCUCACCAUCAGACGCUCAGGCACCAAAUCUUUUUGUUGCAAGGUGAUCGAUUUUGGAGCUUUCACGGCAAGCGUAACUCUUCUCUUGAGUAUACUGGAAGUCCCUCCAGUAGGCGGCGACACAAUCGCAGUCCAAGGUCAAAAGAGAUCUGACAGAGAGCUUGUUGAAACUGUCUUGGGUGUCAUGGGCGAAUGCGCUUCAGAAGAUGAUGUAAUGGCCACUCAAAGUGUCGAAGUUAUUAAAACCCUUCUCGCAUCAACUAGCACAAGUGGAAAUCUUCGUCUCACAAUUCCUUAUUUCGGUACAAUUUCAAUAGCACGUACACCUGUGUCUUCAACAACCGCUACAAAUAUCACCCAAUCAACUCCCUCUAUCGACGCUCAAUCUUUGAAUACGACUCCGUCUCUUAUGCAAAGUAUGACCCCGGGAGACUCACAGCAAGUGCAGAAUGAAUUCGACAAUUCGCUUAAUUGCCCAUGGGCUGCUGCUCAACCUAUUGUUUCCUUUAAAAGUAGUCAGUUCCCACCGCUGGAGCUGGAACAACAAAUAGAUGAUUGGUCCAAUUUGCAAGUGGAUAAUACGAUGUUUUUUGACAUCUCAAAUCUAAAGAAAAUGCCAUCUUCAAAACUCAGGAGUGGCUGGGACACUCAAGGUGCCUUGAAGCCAGAAGAACGAGACCCUACCUUUUCUGUCCCUCAAGACUACGAGGAAUAUUGGUUCCCUUCACACCAGAAGGCCUCGCGUAAUUACGUGCAAAGACCACCUCCUAUCGACUCAACCCGGUAUAGGUAUCAGUAUGCCAGAGAUGACAUUCCUAGUGCUGAUGAACAUUACCGCGCACAAAAACAGCAAGAACAAGCAAAGCAACGACAAGAACCCAAGCCAGCACCGCCGUCUCCAACAGUCAGUCUUAUUUCGACAUAUGGACAGAAACCUAUGCAUGGCAUACCUAAUGCGCGGGAAGAAUCGCAUCAUCCUGUUCGAGACCAUCGAACAGCGAGAAAAGAUUUGGGACCGCCAGUAUGGGCUCAACGCAAGCCACCUGUUUCUAGACCGAAAACUAGUAGUGAAGAGGGAGGCUGCUGCUUGACUUCGUAUCUUCAUCGCCCAAUCCUCAUCUUCCAAUCCACGACCCAGUCCCUAAAGUCUCAAAAUCCAGUAAUCACAUCAACUCCAAGAGCCAAAAUGCCGUUGAGUUAUAAUCCCUGCGACCUCUCCAGCUUUGAGGGUCCUAACGUCAAGCACAAAGACGCCAAACCAAGCAAUAUCGCAGCCUAUAAACCAUCCGUCGAAGAGAAGAAAUACGAUCCAAGUCAAGUCACCUUCGCAAAGAUGGGGGAAAAGAAAGGUUUCCAAGGUCGUAUCAAGGGAAAAGAUCCUGGAGAAUUUCACGCCAUGCCGCACAAUCCGUUCCAAAAGUCAAAGUUGGCGAAUAAGUCAGCUCCAAAUGAUAGGACUGUCAAACGAUCAUGGCUACACUCCAAACUCCACUUCCAACUACCUGGGCGUAAUCGGAAAAAGUCCUCUGAGCCCCAGGGAAAGCCCGGUGAAGCUUGGCGGCAUGAAGUCGCUGCUCCUCACUCAAAUUCCAUCGCUGAGCCCAGAAAGACGCCUUCACAAACGGGAAAAUCCCAGAAUUUCGCGUCACCAGCGAAAGAACCUGGCCGGAUUGCGUAUAUGGCAAGAGGAGGAUACCUUGAGUCUCCUCAAGAGGAGCCGACCAGGAGUAGGGAGCCUCCUUCUAUUAGGCUAUCACAAGAACUUCGACAGCCGUACUCACAAGCACAAGACUCUCAAGACCCACCAAUACCACCACCAGCUUUGACGUUUUCAAAGGAGCAAGCAGGUUACUAUGAUAGUCUAUCUCUAGAAACGCGUCAAACUUAUGGAUACCCACUUCCUACAAAGUCAUCUGAAUUUAAAAUACCAAGAAAGCCAUUAGAAAAAUGUGAAUAUCGUCUAGACGAGAAUAUAAAAGUAGAAAUUGGGAAGAAACUCAAUUUUAUCCGGCCACAGAUAAGAGAUAUCCCACCGCAAGCAAACUCCCCUAAGCCGAAUUCGGGAGCAGGAACAUGUUCGUCGCGAAGCAGUAUCUGUUCACGACCACCUCAAACCCCUUUAAUAAUGAAUAGCGAAGGGCAGAUGAGGGAAUUCUCCGAUUUUGAGCAAUUCCAGCCAAGAAAAGGAUAUCAAAAGUUACAACAAACUCUGAAGGAAACCAAGCAUGCUCGACCACAAACAGUAACAGCAAGCGAAGUGCAAAGAUACAAGUCCAACGCAGGCUCAAUUCAUCAUAACCCAUCACGAAGAUCCUCGAUGCAAUUUUCGGAACCUUCUCAUUCAAGACCCGGAUCCAGCAGGAUACAUUCGGCAGUUCAACAGUUCCAGGCACAACAAGGCUUGACCUUCGAAAUGUUAGCAAAUCAAUAUGACAGUCUAGAAGCGCAAGAUCGUCGAAUUGAAGAGCACCACCAGUCAUCAGCAGAAUCUCUUCGGUCGGAAGCAAGAUCUCAUAAGUCAAGGGCGGUAACCACUCCUCAGUCACCUGGAAGAAUUCACCAGGUUGAAGCAAGAUCUUUACCGCCAACACCGCAGCCGCAUCGGUCCUUAGAAAUAUCUGUUCAUUCAUCAGCAAGAUCUUAUAAAUCUCGAAGACCAACUAUUCCCAAACCAUCAGAAAACAUCAGUCAGUCAGAAACAAGAUUUCUAGAACGAAUGCCAAUAACUAAUUCAUCGCACCAACCGGCAGCAAUACCUAUACAUUCAUCAGCAAGACCUUACAGACCUCGAGCACCAAAUAUUCCCAGAUGGUCAGAGAAUAAUAGCCGGUUAGGAACAGGAUAUCUACAACGAUUUCCGAUAUCACAUCAACCACCAGCAAUACCACAUCAACCACCAUCAUCAAGACCUCACAGACCCCAAACACCACUCAUUCCCAAGCCACCAGAAAACACAAACAAGCUAGAAGCAAGACCCUCGCGGCCAGUCCCAAACACCCUCAAGAAAAGAAGAGGGCGUCCUCUGAAAUCACCGCAGUCACGUUUAGAUAGAGUCAAGCCACCGGGGAUGGUACCACUGGAAUCUUAUGGAAUCAUCCAAUUCUCCACUUUGAGGAGUGUUGGUAUAUUGAAGUCACCAGUCACUAGACUUUAG